This is a messenger RNA of Aspergillus versicolor CBS 583.65, 1763 nucleotides long. Its product is annotated as putative serine/threonine-protein phosphatase. The coding region runs from base 244 to 1461 and encodes 405 amino acids. Gene Ontology annotation, cellular component: cytoplasm. The record is from RefSeq and is a predicted model, not a curated record. The transcript has 3 exons. Gene Ontology annotation, molecular function: endopolyphosphatase activity; phosphatase activity. Gene Ontology annotation, biological process: polyphosphate catabolic process. Lineage: Eukaryota; Fungi; Ascomycota; Eurotiomycetes; Eurotiales; Aspergillaceae.
UCGAGGACCACAUCCAAGAUUAGCGAAACUUCCGGAGUAGGCCAAGAGCUUAUCUUAUCGUUACAUCGCACGCGACACAUUCCUGGGUAGGUACCUCCGCAACUACAGUCUGUGAGACUUUCCCUCACCUCGAGGCAUUAAUUGGAGCCUGGCUGUCUCUCGUCUCAUGGAGACUCGUCUAUACUUACCUACACUACGUCUCGACUACGGAAACAUCAAGAUCUGGCUCUUUCACGCGCACAAAUGGCGGAGAGCGGCCGGGGGCGUGAGACUUUUGACAUCUCCGACAACGACGGCCUGUACCACCGUCCUCCGUCUUCUUCGCCAUCUAGGCUCACACGUUUCACCGGCCCGUUAAUCAACUAUGUCCGAAACGAAUGGAAAUCAAGCGCAAAAUAUACCCAGCUUCCUUCCUCCUCGGACCGUUCCGACCCCCGGCAAUGGGUACAGAUGAUCACGUCAGUCGUCACGGUGCCACGAUUCCGACGAUACGCGAUCGUAUGCCUCAGUUUUGCUAUCUUUUGCGUCCUCGGUUGGCAUUAUAUUCUGUCCCCAAGGCUAGAAGAGAGGUCGGCGAUCCUGAAUUCCCUGGAUCCGAUGCAGGAGGAUGUCGUCGGGGGUUGGUUUGGUGCCAAUGCGCUACCGCAGUUAGAAAAGGUGGUUCAGUUGCGAGAGUUGAAUAAAACGCUCCUACCCGCUGCUAUUGUACCCGAGGAUGAUAUGCCGAGUGAGAGACGGCUGAUAUUCAUUGGGGAUGUGCAUGGGUGCAAGUCCGAGUUGGAAAAUUUACUUGACAAGUUAUCUUUCAACGCGACCCAUGACCAUCUAGUCUUCACCGGUGACUUGAUCAAUAAAGGGCCCGAUAGCCUGGGGGUUGUCGAUCUAGCGCGAGAAUAUAACGCCUCUUGUGUUCGCGGCAACCAUGAAGACCGAAUCUUAACACUCCGCAACGACAUGCUCGAAUCAAACAUCACCGAUGAUUCAUUCAAUGACAAAUCCCGCGAACUUGCCUUACAGCUGAGCACCGGCCAAGCAGAAUGGCUCAAUGCCUGUCCCGUAAUCCUCAACGUUGGCCAAAUCACCGAGAUGGGCCAAGUUGUCGUCGUCCACGGCGGCCUCGUUCCGGGCGUCGAUCUGGACAGGCAGGAUCCCUAUAGUGUCAUGAAUAUGCGCACCGUCGACCUAGAAACGCACGUACCCAGCUCAGCGCGAGACAAGGGUGUAAAGUGGACCAAACUGUUCAACAAACACCAAUCCCUUGCCCUUCAAUCCAAAAACAGCAUCAUGACAGUAAUCUACGGCCACGAUUCUAAAUCAGGCCUCUCUCUGAAGGAAUACACCAAGGGCCUAGACUCGGGAUGCGUGAAAGGCGGCAAACUAACCGCGCUUGUUGUCUCCGAUGGUGGGCACCAAGAAAUCGUACAGGUGAAAUGCUCCAAGCAUCAGAAAGACAAGAAUUAACAUUUUCUGACUUUACAUUUUUUUGCGUCAACAUUGCAUACUACUGUUGUUUAAUAUUAGCGUUGUGGAUUCUUCGGUCAUGGUAUAUCGGUCUUUUGUUCACUUUGAGAUGCGUUGUACUGGAAUGCACAUAUACGUUUUGGACAGGCACUGGAAAGGUCAUAUUUGGUCUGUCUUUGAUAGAGCGUGUUAUGGAGCCUGGAGCCUGGUGUUCUCGGUCUAGAAGAUAUAAAUAUAAUUAAGGGGCUGAACUCAAUCACAUAGCCCAGGCCUGUUAUACAUUUACAGCAUUGGCAUCAUAU